Biomphalaria glabrata is the source of this 766-nucleotide messenger RNA. RefSeq names its product perlucin-like protein. Bases 16 to 648 code for a protein of 210 amino acids. The record is from RefSeq and is a predicted model, not a curated record. Lineage: Eukaryota; Metazoa; Mollusca; Gastropoda; Planorbidae. The transcript has 2 exons.
ACCCAGAAAGAGAGAAUGUACUAUACAUAUAUUCCACGUCUGCUGGUGUUUUUCUUAGCAUUGCAGCUUAUACGUUGCGAGACAACGAACGUACGUCGUAGACGUGGCCUUCCGUUUCUCUUUGAUGUCCCAAACAUUGUGCAAUCGCUGUUACAGAAACAGACUGAGCUGGUUCAAUGCUUGACGGACAGCAAUAAGGCGACGACACUGAAGAACUAUUUGAAUGCAAUCACCGCUCAGCUCUUCAACCCUCCCCUGAUCUACAACAACAAGAAGUACCUCAUCUCCAAGUUCCCUUACAAAGAUUCCUUCGACGCGAACAAUUACUGCAUAGCUCUUGGCGGCUACCUGGCCGAGAUCAACGAUAACAACGAGUACCAGGCGGCCCAGCAUUACCUUUCCAUUACACCAGGUGCGGACAUAGUACUCAUAGGUGGAACCGACGCUGCACAAGAGGGAACCUGGAAAUUUCCACGCACUGGGACUUUAGUGCCGGUCUUAGACUGGGCGCCUGGACAGCCUGAUGAUCUGGGAAAUGAAGAUUGUUUGGACAUCUGGAAGAGUAAAGGAGGCAAGAUGGGGGACCUUCCUUGUGGCUUCAGAAGUGACCAGGACAGAUUCAUGUGUGAGCUGCCGAAUGAUUUUUAGCUUAUCACUGCACGGAUACUGAAAUAUCCAUUUUAUAUCCUUGUUAUAUUUUAUAAUCUAUAUUUAAAAUGUAUAAAUAAAUAAAGUUAUAAAUUCGAGUAGCAUCAAAUACUAUUCA